AUGACAUCGCGAAGGUCCUUAGGAGGAGGCCGAGUCCUGGGCAGCGGCCGCUCGCUGUCGCCCGCCGUCAUUCCCCAGCGCCCGCACCAACUCACGCCUUCCGAGAGCUCCCUGUCGCUUGCAUCAAGCUCCCACACGUCCACCACCGAGACAGACGACAUCGCGUCCAGAGUCGCCCUUGAAUCCAACAAUGGGCCCGUCGGUGCCGCUGCCGCCAGCUCGCGCCUGGUCUGUCCCAUAUGCAACGACGACAUGGUCACGCUGCUACAACUCAACCGCCACCUCGACGACAACCACCAGAACCUGCAAGAAGUCGAGCAAGAUGAAGUCAAGAAUUGGUUCGAACAACAGAUGAAGAAGGCCAAGCGCUUCCAGCCCCUCGCCGUCCUCAACCAGAAACUAAAAGGCCUCGACGUCUUCGAGUCCAACGCGACCGCUCCUACCCAGCUCGCUUCAACCCUGUCAUCGAGUCCCUCCAACUCUGGCCACACUACCCCAGCCCAAGCCCCUGCUGCUCUACCAGAAGUCCGCCUAGAUCCUGAUCAUGUUGUUACAAAAGCACAUUGGCAGCGCUCCACCAGCCACGACUCCUGCUCAGACCCUUUGUGCGGCAGGCGCCUCGGAGGCACCAAUGGCAACAUCAACUGUAGACACUGCGGUAAGCUUUUCUGCGAGGAACACACCAUGUAUCAGAUGAAGCUGUCCCGCUCAGCCCAACACGAACCCGUCCGCGGUUUAUGGUGUCGCGUGUGCGAGACAUGCUACAAGAGUCGCCCAGGUUACAACGAUCACACUGGACUCAAGCGCGACCACACUCAACAGUUCGCUGCUAUCCGUAGACGCACAGUAGACAAAGCAUACCUCGAAGUGAGCCGCUUGGAGAAGCGUCUUUCAAGGCUAACCCAAUUAUUGGCCAAUCCACCUCCGCCCGAAAAUGAUCAAAGCACUAGUAGCUUUCUGUGGUCUCUCGCUGGCUCUAAGAAUCACAUUCGCACUUUGGAACAGUCGGUGGUAACAUGGGAGGAUGAUGCCCGUGUCCUACAUUGUCCAUUCUGCCAGCAACAGUUCUCUCAGUACUCUUUCCGCCGCCAUCACUGUCGAAUAUGUGGACGAGUCGUUUGCGGUGAUCCAGCCACAAAUUGCUCCUCCGAGAUUGGCUUGAAUGUCGAUGCACCAAACAAAACCGAUGGCUUGGAGAAGUCUGCCGGUCAAGUGGCUGUCGAUGUGCGCAUGUGCAAAGACUGCCAACACACAAUAUUUAGCAAAUCAGAUUUUGCCCGUCAACUUUCAAUACGACCUCCGGAUCAGCGGGCUUACGAAAACCUUGUCCAGUUCGAGCGUGGUAUACGCCUUCUUCUACCCAAGUUUCAGAAACUCCUCCAGGCUUUGCAGGAUCCCGAUAAACCUCCAACACCAACCCAACUAAACGAUGCCACUAAAGUACGCAGGCGGCUUAUGGAUGCAUUCACACAAUACGACGUUGCGGCCAGACGGAUCAGAGACUUGCCUACUGAAAGUCAGACGCAGGACCGUUUACAAAAGGCCAUCUAUGCACAGGCAACCACUUUCCUCCACUUACACAUGCUUCCCCUCAAAUCCUUACCCAAAUUACUCCAGCACGCAACCCCACACGGCAAACCGCAAGCCAAGUCCUCGGCGAAUCCUUUGGCUGCCAUCAGGGACGAUCAGACCAGGCCCCAGGGCAGUCGAGCGAGUAGCUCGUCAUCCGCUCAGGUCACAGCUCUGGAAGCCGAGGAGAAAGAGCUUCGAGAGCGAAUGAUCGUCCUGGAAGAGCAAAAGUUCUUUGUCGAGGGCAUGAUUGCUGAUGCCAACAAACGGAGGAGGUUUGAUGAAGUGGCUAGUCUGGCUGGCAAUGUCGAGGAUUUGACGAGAGAGAUUGAUCAGCUGCAAGGUCGGAUUGCAGGUAUGGACUUUGCUGGUGCAUAUGCGGUUGGGCAAGAUAUCUGA
Aureobasidium musti is the source of this 1968-nucleotide messenger RNA. The record is from the annotation of a GenBank genome assembly. NCBI's taxonomy places the organism in Eukaryota, Fungi, Ascomycota, Dothideomycetes, Dothideales, Saccotheciaceae.